This is a messenger RNA of Rotaria sp. Silwood1, 1935 nucleotides long. The record is from the annotation of a GenBank genome assembly. Lineage: Eukaryota; Metazoa; Rotifera; Eurotatoria; Philodinida; Philodinidae.
AUGUAUACUGGUGGAGAUACAAGUUGGAAAGAUGGCACAGAAAUGUCAUGGCAUUAUUGGACUCAACCUUUAUCAAAUCCAUUAUCACCAAUAUUUUAUCGAGUGCCCGCUUCUGUUCAUGCAAUGGAAACAUAUUCUACAUAUAUUAGUGAAGGUGAAAUACUAGGUGGACAAGCCGAAUAUAUUCGAGUGUCAUUUGCUGAUAUUAAUUGUUUACUAAUAGAAAAUGAUGUAUCAGAUGGUAAAGCUGUUUAUUUAUUAGAUUUUAUUCCAACAGCAUAUCAUGGAUGUCAAAUUGGAAAUGUUAAACAAGGUCAAGAGAUCGGAUCAUUGAAUGUUAAUAAUAAUGAUGAAUUUAUAUUAGUUAAAAGAAACAAAAAGAAAAUUAAAACAAAUCAUCAACAUUAUCAACAUCAUCAACAGUAUCAACAUUAUCCACAACAUCAUGUAUUAUACCAACAUCAUCACCAACCUGACGCACCUACAAACAAAAAUAUUAUUACAACUAAUACAUCACUUCAACGUAAUUCUCUUUUACCAAGUACUAGUCAAACAUAUUCACAUAAUCAUGAAAUGGAUAUGAAAAAUGUUAUUUCGGAACAAGCUAUUCGAUUUGCACAAACACGUUUUCCCUUCCCACCCAUCAUUAUCAAAUUUGCACAAGAUGUCAACGAAAAUGUUAUUAUUAAAAGUAUUGAAAAACAUUUCAACGAACAUUUUUGUAUGGAUUUAUCAAUUGCUGGACACAGAUUGAAAGGUAAACGUGAUCUCAUUUUGUUUGCAGGUAAUAGAGAAUCAUUUGUUCUACUUUAUGAUGACAAAAAAUGGCCUCAACAUUUAAAUUCUAUUGUUUUUGAAAAAGCUGGUGCUAAACAUCUUCCUGCUCAAUUUUCGAUAAUAUUACGUAAUGUUCCAAUUGAUAUUAAUAUUGAUGAACUAUUGGUGAACAUAAAAAAUGAUUAUCCUGAUGUAGUUAAUGCUUUUCGUAUUUCAAAUAAAGAUGAAAAACCAACAACUUUAGUACGACUCGAUAUUAAGAGUAUCAAAAUUAUUGACGAACUAUUGAAGAAAAAAUUUAUGUAUGUUAAUAAUAUUAGAUAUACAGUUACUGAAUAUAUUAGCCCAGCUAAAGUGCUUGUCUGCACGAAAUGUUAUCAAAUAGGUCACUUUAGAGGUGUAUGUAAAAGUGAACUUCAAAUAUGUAGAACUUGUGGUACCAGUGUAAUGAAUGUUAAAGAUCAUCAAUGUGAUAAAAUUAAACGAUGCAUUCGUUGUAAUGGUCCACAUGAAGCAAGUGAUAAUCAUUGUCCAUUAAUAAAAGCAUACAGAAUAGAUUUAACAAGAUCGUUAUUAUCAACUUCUUCUAACAUUACAGGUAUGAACCAAAAUGUACAACAAAAUUAUAUAUAUAACAAAAAUGAUUAUCCUCAAUUGAAUGGUAAUAAAGAUGGUCAUCCAUGGUGUAAUGAUUCACUUACAGCUACUAAUCGACGAUUAGACGAACUUGUACAGAAGAUGGACAAGUUAAAUCAAAAUAUCAAUCGGAUAAUGGAUUUUAAUAGUAACUCUUACAAUCAACACAUUCAAAUUCAUCAGUUAAUUGUUAAACAAGAUCAUGAUAUUCAAUUACAUCAAAUAGAUUUAUCCUUUCAACAUGAUUUUGUUAGCCAGUUCGUAUCACCAAUAUGUCAAUUGAUGCUUGAUGUUAUUCCGACGAUGAUAAAAAAAAAUCUAAUAAAUGAUAAAACAACAUUAGGACAAUCAUUAUUAUCCACGUGUGAAAAAUUAGGCACUGAAUUACCACAAUGGAUGAAACGAUAUGCUGAUAAUGAAAACAUUAAAAUGAAAUUAAAAAAUGAUUUUAUAGAACAAAAACAAAAACACCUAGAAACAUCGAAUCCCGGUAAUAAUUCUCAACCAAUCCCCCAACUAUAG